Diabrotica virgifera virgifera (western corn rootworm) is the source of this 6383-nucleotide messenger RNA. RefSeq lists its product as uncharacterized. The transcript is spliced from 6 exons. Bases 179 to 1108 code for a protein of 309 amino acids. The record is from RefSeq and is a predicted model, not a curated record. NCBI's taxonomy places the organism in Eukaryota, Metazoa, Arthropoda, Insecta, Coleoptera, Chrysomelidae.
GGGUUUGCGCAGCGGCGAGCAUGGCAAAAUAUGCGCUCUGGAAUGCAAGAAUUUCCAACUCUUCGGAUGAUAGUGGUUUCCGACCCAAUUGUGUCGGCGAACGCUGGACGAAAGACUGAGAAAAGCUUGUAAUAGCCCCAAUUUUAGUGUCUUAAUGUGAACGUGACGAGCAUUCAACAUGAUUUUUGAUGGGAUACGAUUUUUUGCUGGAAUUUUUGUAGUUUGCUGCUUGUUUAGAGACUGUAUUUGCCUUAAAGAAGUUAAAAUAGAUGUUCCUCAAGCAGUACUUAAAGGCCAUGAAGUGAUCUUGCAAUGCUUAUUCGACUUGGAAGGCGAUAAGUUGUAUUCUCUCAAAUGGUACCAUAAUUCUUCGGAGUUUUAUAGAUAUACUCUAACUGGUGAACAUCAUGCAAAGCCCUUCAAGCUGAAAGGUUUUCACGUAGUACCUGAACGUUCCAACGCUACAAGAGUGGUCUUAAAACAUGCCACUAGAGCCAUCAACGGAGGCUAUAGUUGUGAGGUUACUGCAGAUCAACCCAGCUUCUUCACUGAUAUGAAAACUGCAGAUUUAGAAGUUGUAGAUCCUCCUGUAUCAGAUCCGUUGAUCACUGGAACCAAAUCUAGAUACAAACUAGGAGAUUAUGUCAAAGCAACUUGUUCCUCAGAAAAAUCGGAUCCAGCUGUUAAUAUAACGUGGUACGUGAACGGAAGGCCCAUGGACGGACCCCAUGUAAGAAAAUAUAGAAAGACAAUCGAAGGUAAUUACAUAAGUUCCUAUUCGACAGUACAAUUCAGAGUAUCUGAACAACUUCUCGAUGAAGACAAGCUCAAGCUUCGUUGCUCAGCUAACAUAUACAACGUCUGGCAUAGAAGCCACGAAAAGUCCAUCGAACUGAAAAGGAGUAAGCAUGACGAGGAUGAAUUUGCUCCAGCAUAUGUGCCUACGAUUACCAGCACUGAGUUUGCGCACGAGAAGUUUUGGCUGUACAUCGCAAGAGAUAAUCCAGAGGCUACAGAAUGGUCUUCACCAAACAACAAUAGUUCAACAAGUACGACUAGACUGAAUCACGCAAUAAUUUUUGUUACUGUUGUCGUUUAUAUGAGGUGAUGUUUUUAAAUUAACCUAAUAUGUUUGUUCGUCAUGUUUUUAGUAUGCACCAUUCGUUCGAAGGUGACAAAUUAAUGUUUUCUUACUCUGUAAACCUUGUUUAUUUUUAAAAAAGCGGUGACGUCAUAAUUUGAAGAAUAUAUUUGGCCGGUUUUUAGGGUUUUAUGUACAGAUGGAUAGCGCUAAUCGAAAGGGAACCAACCGCCAAAAGUUGAUUUUGAGUAAUUAAGGUUACAAAAAUAAAAAAAUGUUUUUCCUUGUAAUUUUCAAGAUAAAGACUUUUUAAGGUAUGAUAUCGCGUUCGAAAGCUAAUAUUAGCCACUCUUGAAUUUUUUUUCAUAAGUUAACUUUUUUUGUUUUUUGACAGUAUUUUGGUGGUUAGUUCUUUUUCAAUUAUUUCAGAAUAACUGUUUACUAGUGUAAAUAUAACCAUGAGACUCAUAUGGUUCUGUUUAGAGAUUAAGAACAUCUAGGAUGGUUCUUUCUAGAAAUUUUACUUUACCAUAAUAAUAUUAGAAAAAAGAAAAUAGUUAUUAAAAAAAUGUAAAUACUUUUUAAUCAAGAAACCUUUAAACUGUAGAAGAAUAGAAAUUAAAAUUUAUAUUUAUUUAGUUUUAAGUCAAUAAAAAACUCGAAAAUUUCAACCAAACAAACUUAUAAAACUAAAACUCAUAGUAUAGGUAUGAUUUUACCUAAAAAUAUAUAUCUUUGGUUAUUUUUUUAUUCUUAAUUUAAGUAAUAGUAGAUAAUCUUAAAACUCAUAGAAUCAAAAAUUUUUAACAAACCAAAAAACUCUCUAACACUCUAACACUGAUCAUACUCAAGUGUAGGAACGUAACUUUUCUUAAUCUCCCUUUUACAAAAAAAUAUCUUCGUUAAUUUUUUUAUUCUUAAGAUGAGUACCUAAUAAAAAAUCUUAAAAAACUCAUAAAAUCAAAAAUUCUAAACUAGCAACAAAUAUUUUAAAAUUAACAUUCAAGUACAGGAACGAAAGUUUUGCUAAAAUAUGUCUUUCAUUAAAUUUAUUCUGCGUUCAAAUCAAAGUCAGGUAAGGAACCAAAUCCUUCACAUCCUCAAAAUCCUCUACGUUUUUAGUUUUGUAAACUAAAAAGAAACUGGAAUAAAGACUUAAUGUCCACAAUAAUAUAAAAGGAACCAACCGCCUUGCAUGUCGUUUGGUUUUUUUAUGGCCUUUGGGAACUGCGCCCAUUUAGCCAGUUGGUUUUAUUUUAUGUCGUUUUUAUUUUAUUUUAUCCCUUUUAUGUCGUUUGGUUGAAAUAUUUUCAAUCAUAUAAAAGAAACCAACCGCCUUGCAUGUUGUUUGGUUACAAUAUUUGCAAUAUUAUAAAAGGAAUCAACUGCCUUAUAGGUCGUUUGGUUGCAUUUGUUGCAGAAAUAUAAAAGAAAUCACUGCCUGAGUCUUUUUAUAUUAAAGAAAACUUUUAAAACUUAAAGAAAUAUUUUUCGAUUGUCGUUUGGACCUUUUUCUACAGAUGUCGCUAGAAGCUCCGUAGACGUACGGAUUUUUUUACACAUAUAAAGUGAAUAUCUGGCUGUCGUUUGGUGCGAUUAAGUCAUUUGUUGUUCAAAUGUCGCUUGGUUCCUUUUCGAUUAGCGCUAUCCAGAUAACGUCAGCAAUGGCAAAGUUUUCAUAAAUGGAAGAAAAACAACUUAAUAAUACGACGCAAUACUAAUCGCACAAAGAAAAUUUAAUAUACCUAAUAAUUUCCUCAAAAAAUCAAAUGCAUGAUUAUAACAUUACUUUUGAAAGAAAGCUAAGAAUAUUAGGACCCAUUUUGCGACAAUAGUACCUAUACUCGUAUGGGGAAUAAGGUUCAAUCACGAGUUAUAUCAAUGUUACAAAGAACCCUCCAUAGCAAAUCGUUGCGUCAGAAUAACAAAAUUUGCAAUUUUUGUCUAAACUGAGAUUUUUAUGUAACUUGGUUUUAUUUUAUGUUCUUCACCUUAAUAUGAUACUAGCACCAACAUCUAUUAACAGGUGGCUGAAAUACGUAAGUUACAAGAUUAUAUCUGAGAGAAUUUUAAAUGUUGAUAAGUUAACAAGGUUCUAUCUGACAUAAAAAACAGUCAACUAAGUACACAAGGUUCUAUCUGCAAGAACUAAAAGUGUUUAUAAGUUAACAAUAAGACUUUAUCAAAUAACUUCAAGUUGUUUUAUUAUAUAAUAAUUGUUACAAGUGUAUGUGUGGAAGAUAAACCUUUAUAAAUAAGUUUAAAUCAUUUCUCAAAUCAGAACUCCUUUGUAUUAACUAUUGAAAUAACCUUUUACGGUACAGUGGAACCUCGAUAAGUCGGAUUAAUCGGGACCACGGCCGAUCCGGGUUAUCGAAAAUCCGGGUUAGCCGGAGAAUAUGGUAAAAAUUAAUAAAAUACAUAUAAAUACUAAACAAAUACACAUUAUAAUUGCAAAAAUAUGAAAUACAUAUGCACAGUACAUCUUCUAAGUAUAGUUGUAUACAGUAAUAUUUAUUUCUUGGUUAAAAGUCAGCCAAAGUGAAAAAAAUGUUUGUUUUGUCUGAUGAAAAUCGGUCCGGGUUAGCCGGACUUCCGGGUUAUCGGAGGCCGACUUGUCGGGGUUCCACUGUAUAUUAAUUUUUUUUUGAAUUUACAUGGUCAACACAUGCAGGUGGCGAUAAUAGUACAAUAAAUACAUAACAUAGAAACUUUAAACAGUCAUAACUAAAAAUGGCACCUGAUAGGCAGAUAGAACUUUGUUAUUCCACUGCAACGAAAUUAUGCAAAAAAAGAUUGCGCUGGGCAGGUCACCUUAUAAGAAUGGAUAACGACAGAACACGAACGCUUAGCAGAACUAUGGUGGGACGUCGGCCAGUAGUAAGAUCAAGGAAGAAUUAGAUAGACGAAGUGAGAACCGAUGCUAAAGAUAUAUAUUGAGGGUAGAUAACUGGAGGCCAUUGGCCAGGGACAGAGAUACUUAAACGCGGAUGCUGGAAGAGGCCAGGGUCCGACUUGUGCUGUAGCGUCGUAGAAGAGAGAGAAAGAGAGAUAAUGAUUAUAGCAGCAAAUCUGCUAAGACGUAAAUUGGAAUUAGAAGAUCAGAUAAUAAAGUAAGUAUGUGAUGGAGUUUAAAUAUCUAGGCAUCAUGCUAUCUAACUACGGAAAGAUCGAAACAGUAAUGGAAACUGAAAUUAAUAAAGAAGAAAGAGCCGCACGAUGCAUUAAUGUAAUGAUAAGUGGAAAUAAAAAUAUUGGGAACAAAAUGAAAAGCAGAAUUUACAAAACAGGCAUCAGAUUAAUAAUGAUAUACGCGGCAGAAACGCAACCUGAGAUAGAGGGGACAAAAAUAAAGCUAGAAACAACAGAGAUGAAAUCCCCUAGAAAAAUCGAUGGUAAGAGACUAUGUGACAGAUCUAGAAAUAGAUAUACGAUGAAGAUGCAAGGUGGAGAACAUUAAAAACUGUGUAAGAAACAAAAGACUAGAAUGGAACGACCACAUAGACCGAAUGACAAUAGAGUAGUAAAGGCGGUGAGAGACGGUUCCGCCAUAGGAAGUCAUUGGAUCAUAUCAAUGGUCGUGAACAGUUUUGAUGACAUGAUAUCGUCCCUGCCAUUUCCAACUAUCGAAUGUGAAAAGUUGUACUUUUCAGGAGAGCAAAAUAACUCUUUUUUAGAGACUCCUAAAUCAGCGCAUCGACAAUUGGAAAAAUUUUUAUAUUUGUUGUAUGUAAUGUUUAAUCCUUGUUAGAUUGAUAACCAAUUUGAACUGCUCAUAAUUUUUUUUCCAAAAAAUCACAUUCGUUACUCUGCUUUUUGUAUAAAUCAAAGAUUUGUUUCAGUCCGAUGUUUCAAAGUAGCGAAUGUAUAAUAGCGAAUAACUGUAUAAUCGGUGAGCGGCCGUGGGUAACGGCAUAAACGCUGGCCUCAUACGCCAGUAGACGUGGGUUCGAUCCCUGCCAAAGACAAACCAUUUUCAUUUCCAAUAAUGACACGAGCCGUCUCACCGUGCCUCGGAGAGUACGUUAAGCCGUCGGUCCCCCUGGGCUAGUGUACAUCGACACUAGUUACUUGAAACAGGGUUAAAGAUGUAAUUGGCGCUGGAACUAUCCGAAAGGAUCUCCCCGGCAAAAAUGCCAUACGAUAUUAUUUAUUACUGUAUAAUCAAAUAAUAAAAAUCCGUUAAAAUGAAAUCAUAAACUGCCUCACAAGAAUUUCUUGGAAGUGAAAAUGAAACAAAAUUCGCACAAAUUGUAAACACGUGCAUUUUGUUCUUCUCAGUAGUUUAGCAUUUUCGACAGUUUACAGAUUAUAAUUUUGAAUAACUCUUAUAAAUUACAACACAAACUAACGAAUGUGACACAUUCGACAUUUAGCGUUGUACAAAUAUACCUUUAGUUAUAUUUAUACAAAACAAAAGUAUCGAAUAUACCAUUUUCGUCAGUUUGCACUCAACCAAAUGGAAAAAUUUUCAUAUUCGAUGGUUUAAACAGCAUAUUUCCCGCGCUCCUAAUCAAGCUACAAUAACGAGAAUUUGCCACAAGAUGUAUCACGUACAAUGCGAGGACAAGGUAUCGAAAAUGAAAAACCCGAUUUGAUUUUUCACAUUCGAUAGUUGGAAAAUGGUAUGGACGAUAUGAUCUUGCCCGAUACUUCUUUUAUUUCUUAUUGGCUGUGUGGAUCCCUAUAGUCUUAUGCUUAGUAACAUUUUUGAAGAUAUUGUAAAUGAAUAUAGGAAGUAUUUGUAACCGAUUCUACAGUCAUUCAAUGUUUUAAGUUCCAAAGUGUCAAAUGCCACCCGGAAAUCUAUGAUCAUUAGUACAGACGCCUUAGUGUAUUCCAGAGUUUUCUCAGGCCUAGUGUAUUCCAGACUUAUGACUUUUAGACCUCAUAGGUCUUCAGUCCAUUUUAAGUGGUUUAAGUUUAUUUUCAAUAAAAAGUUAAGAUUUCCAUCAUUAACAUAAAUAAUCUAGCUAGACCAUGUCACCGAUUGUUUAUAAUAAAUAAGGUAAUAAAUAAAAGUUUUUUAAUGUUUUGAAUUUCGUAUUUAAAAUCGUUGUUAAAGGACACUGUUAUUUUCAGCACAAAUAAGAUUGCUUUGUCUAUUUUUAUAGCAUAAAGUGUUUUACCGGAAAAAUAUUACGAGAAGCUCUUUGCAGCUGCUAAAAAAUAUUCAGAUAAACAAAAAACAGGUAAAAUGGAAACAAAACCAUGAAAGUUAGUAAAUCUAGGGGUCUAGUUGUAGAAAAAUGCUAAAAAUAGGGAAAAGAAUUUAAAUACAUGUGCCUUAGAUUUAUAUAUA